AGAAGCCUCUACUGGCUCUUUUGGUCAAAUUACGACCGUUUACAGGGAACAGAACACAUUCCGAACAUGAUUAGAAAGACGCUUGACUCGACGGCAUUUCCGUAUUUCGCCAGUUCUGCAGGGUUGGAUGUAUUCCGUGCUAUUUUUUUUAUUUUCAGCUGAAUUCUCACUUGACUACACUGGCCAACAUCCAUAAGAUCCACCACACGUUGCACAGGCUGAACCUCACGGAAGACGUUGGACAGGAGAGCCACACGUCAGCUUGUUGCUCCAGAGCCAUGCCCCCGAGGAAAAAGAGGAGACCGACUGCCGGAGAUGACAUGUCAGCGAAGAAGAGUCGCCAGGACAGAAAACUUGACUCGCCACUCAUUCGAGAGGAGGAAACCUUUUCCAACAAGAGAUGCUUGGAGUGGUUCUACGAGUAUGCGGGCUGUGAUGACGUGGUGGGACCUGAGGGCAUGGAGAAGUUCUGUGAAGACAUCGGAGUGGAACCGGAGAACGUGGUGAUGCUAGUGCUGGCGUGGAAGCUGGAUGCUCAGAGCAUGGGCUACUUCACGCUGCAGGAGUGGCUGAGGGGCAUGGGCUCGCUGCAGUGCGACUCUACCGAGAGGCUGAGGAACUCGCUGGACUUCCUGCGGUCCGUCCUCAAUGACAGCACCAGCUUUAAGCUCAUAUACAGAUACGCCUUUGACUUUGCCAGGGAGAAGGAUCAGAGGAGUUUGGACUUGAACACAGCCAAGUGCAUGCUGGGGCUUCUGUUGGGAAAGACGUGGCCCCUCUUUCCGGUCUUUAAUCAAUUUCUAGAGCAAUCCAAGUACAAAGUGGUAAAUAAAGACCAGUGGUGCAACGUGUUGGAGUUCAGCCGGACAAUCAACUUGGACCUCAGCAACUAUGACGAGGAUGGAGCCUGGCCUGUCUUGUUGGAUGAGUUUGUGGAAUGGUACAAGGAAAGACAGAUGUCAUAGCUGCAACUGCAGCAAAAAAAAACAAAAAUAAAGCGAAUAUCAAAAUACUGUGACGACCGCAACGACGAGAAUCUACCACGUGACAACAAAACAAAAACAGCCACGGUUGGGGGGGAGGUCAGCUACUCGUGGGUGUACGUUUACCAAAUCCGGUUAAGGCUGGCUGGCGGGCUAGCCACGUUUAGCCCGGCUCCCCUUUACCACUUGGAAAUGAGAGAGUAUUGCGGGUGGGAGAAACCAAUGGGGUCAGUCUUAAAAGUGAGCACAUUUAGAUAAUGGCAGCUUUCUGCUGCCUGUGCUGUUUACUUAAUUAGUGCCAGUCAUUUUAUUUUUUUCUUCCCUUUUUUUGGGUUAUUUUUUUAAGCACCAAACAAAACCGCAUUGCUGCUAAUUCCAUUCUGGCGGGCCAGUGAGCGCCCCCUUCAGCAUUUAUUGGUCCCCUUCCCAGGCCAAUGGAUGCGUCCACUUAGCUGUGCCUCAAACUUUGCCACACAAGUAAAGGACAGAUGUACAUAUGUGUAAAGGUUGGGAGCCUAUUUGUCGUCAUACCCGCUGUCCGUUUUGUCUCCCACGUGUGGCUUGGUCUUCCUUUUUAGUCCGAUAGUUUCAGGUAGCAUCCUCACCCCUCCCUCCCCCCUCAGAGUGUUGGAACGAGCAUUUCUAGCGCCACCUACGGGAACGCGGGACAGGUCAGAACUGUAAUAGUGCUCUGCUGUCGUCCCCCCCCAUACAUUUGUCUUUUUGGCUGUGCUGUGACGCUGACUCGUCCAGAUGAUUUUAAUAUUUGCAUGCAGCUCUCGACAGAGCCCUUUUUUUUUUCUGUACAGGAAUUUGUGCAAAUGUUUUGUGCUUAGAUUAUUUGAUGUUCACCAUCAUGUCGUUAUCGUUUGACUCCCCGAUGGAAACUCAUGAUUGUGUUUAUCGCUGUUAAGACCUGGAAAAAAACACACGUGUAACCUCACGGUGGAAUGAGCGCUCACCCCUGCUUUGACGCCACACAAAAAAAAUAGCGUGUCGUACUCAGUUUAUUUAUUGGCAGUGCAUCCGUCGACUUGCGCACGCACACACACACACACACACACGACACCUCUGGUUUCACUGUAUAUGAACUAAUGACACGUGGUUAUGUAUAGAUUUCAUUCAUGUUCUCGUAUUCUUCUUGUGACAAUGCAGGAUGGUGAACGUGCUUGUCCCAGCUGUAUAUAUGUAUGUAAAACUAAGUGUCUAUAUGUUGGUUUUCACUAUAACCUAUGUCUAUAUACUUAAAUAAAAUGGGUUUAUUAACUUAA
This is a messenger RNA of Phycodurus eques (leafy seadragon), 2254 nucleotides long. RefSeq names its product DCN1, defective in cullin neddylation 1, domain containing 4 (S. cerevisiae) (gene dcun1d4). The record is from RefSeq and is a predicted model, not a curated record. Gene Ontology annotation, biological process: protein neddylation; positive regulation of ubiquitin-protein transferase activity. Gene Ontology annotation, cellular component: ubiquitin ligase complex. Bases 279 to 965 code for a protein of 228 amino acids. The transcript is spliced from 11 exons. NCBI's taxonomy places the organism in Eukaryota, Metazoa, Chordata, Actinopteri, Syngnathiformes, Syngnathidae. Gene Ontology annotation, molecular function: ubiquitin conjugating enzyme binding; cullin family protein binding; ubiquitin-like protein binding.